Messenger RNA from Brassicogethes aeneus, 2613 nucleotides. The record is from the annotation of a GenBank genome assembly. Lineage: Eukaryota; Metazoa; Arthropoda; Insecta; Coleoptera; Nitidulidae.
UUGACAUCACUUGACAUAAAAAUAAAAACACCUCCUAAAACUAAAAUAUGUGAAUUAAUACGAAAGUUAAAGUAACCAAAUUGAAAAAAAUGGCUCCAGCCCCAGUAGUUAAUGGAAUAUCUCCAAACGAAGGAUUCCCGGGAACAAGGGUUAUUAUUAGAGGGGAAAACUUCGGGAAAAAACCGACCGAUCUGUUUGGCCUAACAAUUUGCGGUGUAAAUUGCCUUUUAUCCGCUGAAUGGGUAUCGGAAAACAAAAUAAUAACAUUAUCAGGAGCCAUAAACGGUAAAGGUGAUGUUAUUGUUACUACUCGUUUAGGUGGUCAAGGAACUUCAGAUGUUCAAUUUAAUGGGCUGCAGUUGACUACUGUUGGGCCCAUGAAGGAAAGUGCCAUAUGGGUUGAGGAGACACCUAUUUAUACUUGGGAGAGGCCAAGUAAUUGUGGUGGUACACAAGACCCAUUGGGCUUGUUGGUUGAAGAUAAUGAUCCUACAAUAUCUAAGAGAGAGUUUGAAGAGUAUUUUCCAGGUAAAUGCGGUGAAUUUAGCAGCGAGAAUUUCUCGCCAUCGUGGUUUUUAUUGGAGAAUUAUCAGUUGACAUCCUUUGAGGAUCUUAAGGCAGGCUUACAGUUUUUGCAGAGAAGGGUUAAGGACCAGAAAAAUGAGAGAUUGUCAUUUUUGAAGAAUAAUGUGUCACCUAUUAUUGAUCAGAUUGAUACUUUGGUUAAUUUGCAACAAGCUUAUGAGCAUGAUAAAUUCAUAGAACCAAUACUAAAUUUGGAGAAAGCUAUUAAAGAUUCCGAAGAUAAAACUGUGGAAUUAUUCAACAAUGUCUUGAUUGGCUGGGGUAAGGCAGAGGAAAGUAGAAAUGCUCUAAACACACUAUCAAGAUUUAAAUUUCUAUUUUACUUGCCAGCACAAAUUGAGAAAAAUAUAAAGAAAGGGCAAUAUGAAAUCAUUAUUAAUGACUACAUUAGAGUCAAAAACCUAUUUGGAAAAACUAAUAUUUCUAUAUUUAAAAUGGCUUUAAAAGAAAUAGAGAACUGCAUUAAAAAAUUGCAAAACAAAUUGUACCUAGAUCUGCAAAAUUAUCCUAUUCAUUUAGGCAAACAAAAGCAAAUAAUUAGAUAUUUAGUUUUGUUGGAUUCACCUCAAGAUUCUGCUUGGAUUGCUAUAAAAAGUAGAUUUGUUUAUGUUAAUAAUGAAAUUACCACACUUUUUGAUCAAUAUUAUAAUUUAUCCUAUGAAGACAAUAUUGCCACAUUGUCAUUUAUAGAAGAUGUUUGCGCACAUUUAUUGGGAACUUUUCCGGAUUUGUGGAACAUGGGUCAGUCUUACUUUAAUGGUGAAUUAAAUGUAAAGCACAAGGAAGAACAGGUUUCUGAAUUCAAGCAAAUGAUCCGUAGUAUUAUAGAAAACUUCUGCAACUCGGUUUCAACAAUUUUAAUAAAUCAAGAACAUGGUAUUUCCAACAUAAAAUCUCCAGAUGGUAAUAUUGUAACUUAUGUCCCAGAUAUCCUACAGAAUAUAAGAUCUAUUUACAUGCUUUUCAUAAGGUUAAAUUUACCCAAAGAGUGCAUUGAUUUACUUUUAAACCUACUAACAAAUUUGAAAAUACACUGCAUUAAAGUAUUAUUUAAGUAUACUGUAGAACAUAUAAAAGAAAUACCUGAAACAUGGGAUAUUAAAUUUAGUGAAACAUAUUCAGGUAUUACCGAUUUCCCAUUGCAAUUCUGUAAGUUGGUACAGGAAAUAAGUGAGACUAUACGAAUUUCGAUAUUUUCUGAACAAGGUGAAAAUUCUGUAAUACAAAAUCAGACUGCCAUAGACAGUUUUAAUGAAGAAUUUGAGACAAUGUUAAGGACUUCUGAAACAGUAUUGACAGAAUUUUUGGUUGAUGAAGAUGAGGAGAAUCAGGAACAUCCACAUAAACCUUCAAUACAAAAAAGGUGUUUACUUACUUUGUCCAACUGUAUGUAUAUCAAAAAUAAUGUUCUCACAACUCUAGAAAAAGAUUUAAAUUACGGAUUUCCAGUGCCACAAGAAGCAAUAAGUAAUUCUAGAUUUGGAUUACUAGAAUUGGAACAGGGAAUUAUUAAUAAAUACAUAGAACUAAAAAGUGCUCCUAUUAUAACCAUAAUAGAAGAAUCUCUGUAUUUUGAAACCCUUAAUUGGGACACCACUAUUAAAGUAACUGAUAUUCGCCCAUACAUAGUUAAUUGUAUAAACAAUUUUGUUCAAAUACAUGCAGAAGUAAACACAGUUUCAAAGGAUCUACUUAAAACCGUUCUGCCGAAAAUAGCUGAAGUAGUAUCGAUGGAGUUAUGCAAAAUUAUUUCAAGUAUUGAGAAGUUGAAUAAUUUUGGUGCUUUGCAAACAUAUACCGAUAUUUGCUUUUUACGCAAAUUUCUAAGUGGUUUCCCACAUUCCAAAGCCGAAUUUCACCUGGAGGAAGCUUUAGAUAACAUUAUAUCACAUUUAAAUGAACCAAUAACUAUUGAUAUAGAAAACAUAUUAAAAAAGUGUCAAAAUAGAAUGCGUUUACAAUUUACCUGCAUAUCUAAUAAUUAAUAGACUUGUUAAAGUUUUAAAUUUUAUAUAUUUAUCUUACAAU